GGCACACCAAAGUGGGGCACUUGGUUCAAACCCAUCUGGCCGCAGUUCACUGGUGCAAACAGGUAGAACAGAGCACAGUUUUCGUCUGUGUCUAAAUUCCACUUUAAAAAGAAAUUGUUUUUUAAAAGUGGAUUCUUUUCUGUGAGGCGACAUGAAGCCGGCAGUGACUCUGCUGGGCCUCGUCCUCCUGCUGGACGCCACCUUCUCUGCAGAAGAGUCCUGUGUGGGUCAGUGUGGCUCCUUCGAUUCGCUGAGGAAAUGCCAGUGCGACUCCAUGUGUGUGUACUAUGGAAGCUGCUGCGGCGACUUCGACACCGCCUGCCCCAAGAAAGUUGCUCGUGGUGACACGUUCGACGCAGGAGAGGACAUGACAGAAGCGAUGACGAUUCCUGCUCCUGCUACUGCCACAACAACCGUCGCUCCAACCUUCAACACAACUGCCGCAGUCGCCUCUCUCCCACCCAACGCCACCCAGGGGCCCACGCCACCCGUGGACCCUGACGCAGCGUCCUGCAGUGGCCGACCUUUCGACGCUUUUCUGCAGCUGAAGAAUGGCUCUAUCUAUGCCUUCAGAGGUGAAUAUUUUUUCGAGUUGGACGACAAGUCCGUCCUUCCCGGUUACCCCAAGCUCAUCCAGGACGUGUGGGGAAUAACAGGGCCCAUCGACGCCGCGUUCACACGCAUCAACUGCCAGGGGAAAUCCUACAUCUUUAAGGGGAACAGGUACUGGAGGUUUGAUGGCGACGUCUUGGAUCAGGACUAUCCACGGAACAUUUCAGUCGGUUUCGACGGCAUUCCAGACGACGUUGAUGCUGCGUUUGCCGUGCCUGCACCGAGCCACCGUGGCAAAGAGAAAGCCUACUUUUUCAAAGGGGACAAGUAUCACGAGUACAAGUUCAAGCACCAGGCUUCUCACGAGGAGUGCGUCCGCAUGAGCAUGUCCUCGCCGUCCGUGCUGUUCACGCGAUACACAGAUCUGUUCUGUGAUCAGACGUGGGAGGAUUUCUUCACAGAGCUGUUUGGAAGCUCCUUCAGCAGUCGUCACACAGGCCCUCGCUCCAUCAGUCAGGACUGGCAUGGUUUCAGGCCUCCUGUAGAUGCUGCUUUUGUGGGACAAGUCUACGUCAGUCCCAAGCCCACGCCAUCUUCGCCUCCUCCACCUCCUCCACCCGCGAGGAGGUGGAGCGGUCGGAGGAAGAGGCCGAGCAAGAAGCGCGCACAGCGAAGACAGCAGAGUCGCCAUGUGCCGUAUGAUGAUUUGUGGGGUUUCGACGACUGGUUUGCCUACGGCGACUACGCCGAUUUCAUUCAUGAGAGCACCACACAGAGCACUCCUGUUCAAAAUGUGUAUUUUUUCAAGAGAGAUAAAUACUACAGAGUGAAUCAUCAGACGAAACGCGUGGACUUCGCCAGCCCUCCAUACCCACGAUCCAUUGCGAAAUACUGGCUGGGCUGCAAGCACGAAGAGACAGCUGAUGAAUCCAGGGCUGAGAAGAAAUAGGACUGGCUGCCUGAGUCUGUAGUUUGGACACGAUUUGGAGGAAUCCACUCUGUGUUUUAAAUAUAUAAUUAAUAGUUAAUUAUAUGUUUUGUGACAGGUCUUAGCGUAAUUACAAUAUAAAUUCAUCAUUACUUCAGUUAUAUUUUGUUGUUACCACUCUAUUGUCCCCUCUAUGCUUUACACAUACAACACUCACCAAGUUCUCACCUUAACCAUAAAGUAAAACCCCUCAAGAGACCGGCAUGUUUCAAAGAGUGGAGGUGAUGCUCAGUUUAGUUUUCGCACAGUGACACUUGGCUGUGUAAGUGACACACAUGCACACACUGAUCUCUGUUGGUGUAUGUAUUCACCUGCAUGCCGACACUGAGCAAGCUCUGACACAACCUCUCCAGACAGUAAUGCUCUUUCAACAUACAUACAAAAAUGUAAUGCAUAAUAAAGUAAUUGAAUAGAAUUAUUAA
This is a messenger RNA of Scophthalmus maximus (turbot), 1962 nucleotides long. It is a transcript of the gene vtnb, whose product is annotated as vitronectin b. The transcript is spliced from 8 exons. The record is from RefSeq and is a predicted model, not a curated record. Gene Ontology annotation, molecular function: scavenger receptor activity; extracellular matrix binding; polysaccharide binding. The coding region runs from base 152 to 1501 and encodes 449 amino acids. Gene Ontology annotation, biological process: cell adhesion mediated by integrin; cell-matrix adhesion; immune response. Lineage: Eukaryota; Metazoa; Chordata; Actinopteri; Pleuronectiformes; Scophthalmidae.